Messenger RNA from Chlorella variabilis, 4122 nucleotides. RefSeq lists its product as hypothetical. The record is from RefSeq and is a predicted model, not a curated record. The coding region runs from base 1 to 4122 and encodes 1373 amino acids. Gene Ontology annotation, molecular function: DNA-binding transcription factor activity. The transcript is spliced from 14 exons. Lineage: Eukaryota; Viridiplantae; Chlorophyta; Trebouxiophyceae; Chlorellales; Chlorellaceae. Gene Ontology annotation, biological process: regulation of DNA-templated transcription.
AUGCAAUCAGAGCCGGCAGAGGAGCCGGCGGCGGCGGCGGCGCUAGUGGCGACAGCACCAUGGCCGGCAGUGACGGCGCCCCCAAGCGACAGCCGGCUGCCUGCCCCCACUGCCACCUCUGAGCUGCAGCAGGACAGCGCGUUGUGUGGCAGUCGGGCGACCCGGCUGCAGCAGCUUGUUCGCCGCAUCUUGAAAGUGGGCCAGGCAGCGACGGAAGUCAAGGUAGAGGAUGAGCAACAGGCAGCGACAGAAGCGAGCGCUGGCAACAAGGAACAAGCCGAGGAGCCGUCGCAGCCGGAGCAGCCGCAGCAGCAGCAGCAGGAGCAGGAAGAGCAGCUGGUGCAGGGGUCGCAGCAGCAGGAGGCGCCGCCGCAGCAGCGACAGCAACAGGAGCAGCUGCAGGAGCCGCAGCUGGAGGUGGAUCGGCAGCCAGAGGAGCCGCAGGAGGCGGAUCGGCAGCCAGAGGAUCCGCAGCAGGAGGCGGAUCAGCAGCCGGAGGAUAAGCAGGAGGCUGCGGAGGUGGCUGCGGUGCCGGAGCUGGCGGGCGGCAGUGCCGCUGAGCCACCCAUGGCGCUGCUGGGAGUGGACCGCGCCGCCGCCGUCCGGUGGAACGCUCGCUGCCGGCUGAGGCUGGACAGCGCGGGGCGGCUGACAGCAUCCGACACGCCCGAGCAGUAUGUUGUGGAGGGGCUGGCCAGCUGGGGCGAGGCGGCGGUGGCGCGGGACCUGUUGCUGCUGUGGCGCCGUGCCGUGGGCCCGGGGCCGGGGCGGCGGGGUUACUUCUCUGGUGCCCUCGCUCGCUUCAAUUGCCCCGCUGGGCACAGGCUGGCGGCAAAGGCUCCAGGGCUGGGCGCCCGCCUGCGUGGCUGCGCCGCCUGGGGCCAGGUGCACGCCCUGGUGCUCGGCAUGGCUGCCAGCGGCGAGCUUGCACGCCUGGCAGCCGCCGCGCUGCCGCCGCCGCCGGUGGCGGCAGGGCCUGGCAGCGGGAGGAAAGACGAUCGAGGGACCAAGAGGAGGGCAGCUGGUGGACCCCAGCAGGCCCCAGCAGCAGCUGCCAAGGCGCGUGCCACAGCUUCGGCGCUGAACCAAGCCUCGGCAGCAGGCCCGGCACCGUCCAUGGCAACCGCAGCUGGCCCAGCCGCUGCGGCGGCGGCACGGACACGCGGCGCGGCCGUCGCGGCCCCUGCCGCCAGCACAGGCAGCGGGCCGGCUGCGGGCAGCGGGUGGCCCGCAGGCGUCGGCUCCCGCCACGGCGGCUGGUCGGCACGGGUGUUUGCUGCUCUGGAUGCUGAGGGGCGGCCAUCAGAGACCGCGCCUGGUGGGGAGCGUGCCGUGGGCCUAUUCAGCAGCAGGGAGCAGGCGGCUGUGGCGCAUGACCUGGCACUGGCGUGGUGCCAGCUGGCAGCUGGCGCCAGCCUGCAGGCUGCUGCCGCUCCCUACAACUUCACCCUGGCCAGCCUGCGCAAGCAUGCUCCGCUGGAUGAGCUGCAGGGGUGCAGGGCCUGGGGCCAGCUGACCUACCUCCUGCGCCGCAUGGCGGACAGUGGCCGCCUGCGCCGGCUGGCUGCCGCGCUGGCGCCGGCGCCGGCGCCCCAGCAGGCGCCCGCCACAGCGGCGCCCAGCGGCGCGCCCUCUGCCAUCAGGACGAGUUACUCGCUGUCGUGCUACGAGACCCAGGCUGUCGCGGCGCUGGCGCGGGACCUGGGUGUCGUUUGGGAGCAGCUGCGCACAGGGAGGGAGUUGGAGAGGGCACCCGUGCAGUACAACUUCCCCCUCGACAGCCUGCGGCAGCAGACGGCGCUGCUGGCCAAGCUGCGGGGCUGCGCCGGCCUGGCAGAGCUGCGCUUGCUGCUGGCAACCACGGAUGCCAGCGGCGCGCUGAAGCAGCUCGCUGCCAGCUUGGCAGGAGGGAAGGCGGGAGAGGAGCCAGAGGAAGGCGCGGCCGGGGCUGGCCUCGCUGCAGGGACUCGACUGCCCAAUGGGAUCUGGCGGCCCAGACUGUAUGUUUGCCUGGACGCCUCUGGGCGGCCCACAGCGGGCGGUGCCUCCGGGCACUCGCUGGGCCAGUUUGGCAGCCAGGUGGGGGCCGCCGUGGCGCACGACCUGGGGAUCGCGUGGCGCCAGCUGGGCACCGGCGCCGAGCUGGAGGAGAUGGCCAGGCACUACAACUGGCCGCCUGAGCGCCUGCGGCGCCAGAAAGGGCUGCUGGCCCAGCUGCGGCAGUGCGGCACGAUAGACGAGCUGCGGUCGCUGCUGAAGAGGCUGGAGGGCUCUGGCGAGCUGCACAGGCUUGCUGCCAGCCUGGGUGGGGCCGCCGCCGCCGCUGCUGCCGGCGAGCCGGGGUCAGCAGCGGCUGGCAAGACCACAGCGGGCGCGCGGCGGCGGCGGGGCGCUGCGCCGGCACCUGGCGACGCGGACUUGCAGCCUCUGAGGGGGGUGUGCACCCGGGGCAAGGGCAAGCCUGGCUGGGAGGCGCGGAUCCAUUUUGCACUAGACGCUGCUGGCAGGCCUUCGGCCGAGCGUGCCACCACCAACCGUUACAUGGGUACCUAUAGCACCAGGGAGGAGGCGGCUGUGGCGCAUGACCUGGCGCUGGCGUGGCGCCAGCGGGCGGCCGGUGCAGACAUGCAGGCUGCCCGCUACAAUUUUGGCCUGGCCGGCCUGCGGCGCCACAAGCUGGUGCUGAGCCAAGUGCUGCGCUGCGCCACGGCGGAUGAGCUGCGCGUCCUGCUCAAGGACCUCAAGGCGUGCGGCCAGCUGGCCCGUCUGGCGGCCAGCCUGGCACCAGACGCGACGGGGGGCGCGCGGCGCGGCCGCGCGCGGCUCGCGCCGCGCGCCGCGUCCCCCGCAGCCUGGGACGCGGCGGCGGCGGCGCAGCAGGAGGAGCGCCAGCUGCUGCAGCAGCGGGUCAAGGGGGAGCCUGGGGAGGAGGGGCAGGGCGGCGGCAGGCACGGCGGGCAGGCCGCGACGGGCCGCCGCGUGCGCCUCUGGCUCCAGCUGGACGACGACGACCAGCUGCAGCAGUUUGAGGGGCGGGUGGCUGAGUACACGCCCACGGGCAAGCACCACAUCAUGUUUGAUGACGGCGAUGAGGCGCUGGUGGACCUGGCCAGCACCAGGUUUGAGUUCACCGACAGCGCUGGCGCGCAGGGCGGUCCGCCCCCGCCCGCGGCGCCACCUGCGGCGGCGGCGGCGGCGACGGACCCGGCCUCUGCGGCGGCGGAUGUGGGGCAGAAGCUGCACGUGUGGUGGCCGCAGGACCGCCUGUACUACCUGGCAUGUGUCACGCAUGUACUGCGCAACGGGAUGUACUGCAUACGGUACGACGUGGAUGGCAUGGAGCUGCUGCUGGACCCGCUGGAGCAGCGGGUGCAGUGGGCCUGGCUGCCGCGGCAGCGCCGACACGAGCGCCAGCUGCGCGCCCUGCGCCAGCGGCAGCGCGAGGCCGCGGUGGCGGCGCGCGUGGCCGCGCGCGCGGCAGCGCAGGCUGGAAAGCAGCCUGAGGAAGAGCUUGGCGAGGAGGGGGAGGAGGAGGCUGGGGAGGAGCAGCAGCAGCAGCAGCAGCAGGAGCAGGAGCAGGAGCAGAGUGGUGGCACGGCAGCGGCAGCCGCCGCCGUGCAGCAGGCAGGCGGCGGGCGGCGCAAGCAGCCGCGUCCGCAGUCGCUAGCCGACGCUUGGCUGGGCGAGGCCAAGCGUCCGCGCCUGCACGCACCCCCGCCACGGCAGAACCGGCAGGCCCAGCAGCUGGGGCCAGGCCUGCCGGCGCCGAGCAGCCUGGGCCUAGCCGCGACGGCUGCUGUCGCGCUGGCUGGGCCCGAGGAAGCCACCGCUGCUGCGCAGCCUCCCGGUGCAGCAGCGGGCGGCGGCGGCGACGGCGGCGGCGACGCUUCCGACCUGUUUUUGGACAUGCUGGAUGCGGCUGCCGCGCCUGCUGCCACUAACACCGGCCUCAGCACCGAGCUGGUGGGCUCCUUCAUGGCGCUGCUGGACACGCUGGGGGAGCGGGAGCGGGGCGAGAAGGAGCGGCGCCUGCGCGUGCUGCUGGGCAUCGGGCAGUACAAGGGCGCGGCAGCCAUGAUGCAGACGGCCGUCAACCUGGCGCUGUCCAGGCUGCCAGCCUGA